Molecule: messenger RNA, 1747 nt
Organism: Lycium barbarum (goji berry)
Lineage: Eukaryota; Viridiplantae; Streptophyta; Magnoliopsida; Solanales; Solanaceae
Product: nicotinamidase 2-like
Exons: 2
Coding region: 87-680 (197 amino acids)
Source: RefSeq, a predicted model, not a curated record
UACACGUGGCUGACAGAUAGAGGUCCUCGAAGACACUAUUUAUAGGCUGAUCAUUCAAGACAAUUUUGCUCACUUCCUCAUCUACAAUGGCUUCUUCAUCAUCAUACAAGAACUAUGAGACCCGAACCCGAAAUCCCGACCCGAAAUCUGCAGUUCUAUUGGUUAUAGACAUGCAAAACUACUUUUACUCUAUGGGCAAGCCUAUUCUGCCUGCCAUCAACACAACAAUUGAACUCUGCCGGCAAAAUUCCGUGCCGGUGAUAUUCACGCGCCACUGUCAUAAGUCACCGGAUGAUUACGGCAUGUUAUAUGAGUGGUGGAAUGGAGAUAUUAUUAGAGAUGGUACAGUUGAAGCUCAACUUAUAACGGAGUUGGAUAAGAGAGAUAGUGAUUUAGUGGUGGAGAAGCAUACUUACAGUGCCUUCAGAGAUACUAACCUAGAGGAGAAACUGUUGGAUAUGGGGAUAAAGGAGGUAAUAGUGACUGGAGUAAUGACAAACCUGUGUUGUGAGACCACAGCCAGAGAGGCAUUUAUAAGAGGGUUCAGAGUCUUCUUUUCCACAGAUGCUACUGCAACUUCUUCAGCAGAAUUGCAUGAUGCUACACUCAAGAACUUAGCUUAUGGUUUCACUUAUUUGGUUGACUGCAAAAGGAUUCAAGCUGCCUUUUCGAAUCCCUGAGCACUCAGUAAUCAGGCACAACAGUCUAUGCCGCUCGUACUCUUCAAAAAUGUCAACUCGUGCGUGCUGGAUCCUCCUAAAGUAGUGCAUCUUUGGAGGUGCUGGAUCCUCCUAAAGUAGUGCAUUUUUGGAGGAUAUGACACAUGAGUGCACCAACAUUUUUGAAGAGGCCGAGCAAUAUGACAACUAUGACUAGAUAUUAGUCAUUUCCGUUCCAAUUUAUGUGAUGCACUUUGAUUGCCCUGUGCAUGGAGUUUAAAAAAGGGAAGGCGUUUGAAAACUUGUGGCCUAAGCCCGUUUGGACAUUAGUGUUUGCUUAAUACAUUAGGAUGAUUUUCUGGUUAGUUUCCGUGGAUGAGUUUUUCAAAUUUGAAACCAGCUUUUUCAUGUAAGAUUUUUCCUCACCAUACUUUCAACCUUUAUUCAUGAAAUGCAUGUCGAAAUACAACUUUAACUUUUAAUUUUCAACUUCAACUUCAAACACUAUUUUUUUCUACAUAUCUCUCCACUCAUAUCCAAACGCCUAUUGAAACAAGGCACAUGUAUUUGUAUCGUUAUAAAUCAUUUCACUAAGAGUAAAACGAAAAAUUUAAAGUUAUUGUUUUUAAGUAUAUAGAUCUAUCAUUUUUUUUUUUGGCAUAGGAAAGGGAAUUACAUAUAUUGGGAAAGGAAGAAUGAAUCAGUACAAACAUUGUUCUGUAUUGCAAAAAACAAAAUAAAAUUGUGAAUAACGAUAGCCAAUUGGUUCACAUUGUUGUUUUGAGCUUUACGUGUUUACCAUAAAAUAGAUUAGUAGCUGACUAGUAAUAUUCAUGAUGAGAUUUCAUGGUGCAUGUUAUUUGCAGGUGAUAUUGUAGCUGGCCAAAUUAGCGAGGGAGAAAGAGGAACCAUGGAGAAGUACUUUAGCUAGUAAAUAUUUUAGAAGUAGUAGAUGUAAUAUAGAAUAAAUACAUGCCUAGUUUUAUCCUGCAUAAGAGAGAUGACGAUGAAGUUAGAUUGCAUAGUUGUGGCAUGUAAUAGUAAACAUAAAGUAUUAUAUUCAGUGUGUUUGGAAAAUGCUUGGUAGA